This is a messenger RNA of Selaginella moellendorffii, 3547 nucleotides long. RefSeq names its product probable disease resistance protein At5g66910. The transcript is spliced from 2 exons. Gene Ontology annotation, biological process: defense response to fungus. The coding region runs from base 41 to 3547 and encodes 1168 amino acids. The record is from RefSeq and is a predicted model, not a curated record. Lineage: Eukaryota; Viridiplantae; Streptophyta; Lycopodiopsida; Selaginellales; Selaginellaceae. Gene Ontology annotation, molecular function: ADP binding.
UCAUGAGCAAUUUUUGCUUUAACAGCUAUCUUAUCACAAGAUGUCUUUCGAUCCCACGUCCGUGUUGCCAGCGGUCAUUGCCGUGCCUAUCAACGAAGCUUUCAAGCUCCUCAUAUCCGGGGCCUCCAAGUACUGGAAUUUCCCAAGCGCGUCCAAGGCUGCAAUUACCGAGUACACGCCUAUCUACAAUCUUGCACUUAUGCGUAUUGCGGCCGUACAAGAUCAUGCUUCGGAUGAAUAUCAAACACUCACUCGUUUUUGCGAUUGUUUCAAUGAAAUGGAGCAGCAUAUCAAGAACGUCCACUCAGCUCAUCCCAGAUACAUCAGGGAGAUUUUCCGCUUCUUCGGCGCCAGAUCUAAACUCGACAGCUUGAUGCCUAUCUUAAACGCCCAGCAAGUUCUCGAGCGGCCUUUGCCUCUAGUCCACUCUCAGAAAAUCCAGGCUUUGGGCUCUCGGCCGCCCCAUGAGUUUCACUAUCGCUGCCAGCCCCCAAGUCUUCCUCCAGGCAUAAACUACUUGAUUGUUGGAAGAGACGAGGAGUUUUCCAGGUUCAAGUCACUGCUUCUGGACGAGGGAAGGCCAGAGAGGAUUGGCUUGUUUGGCCCGAGCGGCGUUGGGAAGACGUUCCUGGUGACUCAUCUGUGUCGCGACGGGGAGAUCGCCAGUCAUUUUGAUGGCAUCAUCUGGAUCAGUUUUGAUUACAGAGAGCGCUUCGAUACGUUGGUCACUAUGCAAGCAGACAUACUUUCUCGGUUGACAGGGAACGAUCGGAGGGUAGCAUCGGUUGCGAAUGGAAGCAGGGAGAUUUUCAACUUUAUAACCAGGAGCAGCCUCAAGAGAUACAUGCUUGUUCUGGACAAUGUAUGGAAAAAGAACUGGCUGCAUCUUUUAGAUCAGGAAGGUGACAUGGGGAGGGGGAACAAGGUGGUGGCCAUCGCCAGCAAUGCCAAGCUAUUUCCAGAGGAUAGGUGGACUAGUGUCAAGUUGGAUCCUUUGUCUUUUGAUGAUGGCUACAAACUCAUUUGCAUGCAAGCGUUUGGAGGAGAAGACCAGGUCCCAGACACCCUUGAUAGAGAUUAUGUGGAGAAGGUGGUUUGGCUGUGCAAUGGAGUUCCCAAGGCUCUUCAGGUGAUGGGCAGAUAUAUGAGAAGAAACAAGGAUCGUCCUUGGUUUUAUUGGCAGCGUCUUCUUGAGAAGAUCAACAGGUGGGAACUGGAUGAAUGGAAGGGCAUAUUUGAAAUGGUGAAACUGAGUUUUAUGGAGCUGGACGAAGAUGCGCAGCUGCUCUUUUUGUCCCUCGCCCUGUUAAGAGAUCCCUGGGAUGAAUCGAGCUUAUUUCACCUGUGGCGAGCAAUGAGGUGCUCAGAAGACGAUAACCUUUGUUUUGAGUUGCAUAAAUUCAACGAUGCCAUCUGCAGGCUAGAAGAUGCAUCGUUUGGGCAGCGGCAGUGGGGCGAUCAAAUCGUUGUCGACGAUCUUAUGAUGAGUUUUGCUGACUACAUCAUAGACAUCGAGCCAUUAUUUUUUACCACUUUAAAGAUUUGCAGAGACACUCAAGGAUAUCUAGUUUUAAGUCAACCCAAUGCUGAACAGAUUGUGCUUGUCAAUAAGACUACUUCCCAGCCUCUCAUUGAAACUCCAUCGCUUAGGUUCCUGCGUUGUCAUGUGGCAACUUUCACGGAAUCUUUUCUGGGGAAACUUCUGGAGCUCAGGUACUUACACUUGGAGUCAUGGUGUAGUGGCUUGUGGAAUGCUCUUCGGAAGCUUUCUAAGCUAGAGGCACUCAGAAUAGUACUACGGGGCAGAGAAGCGGAUGCCGUUAUUGAUCUCAGCUUUCUGCAUGGGAUGCAUAACCUGAGCGAAUUAUACAUUUACUAUUACAAACUUUCAGUGGUAAACUUUGAGUUUGUGAGGAAAUUAAGAAAGCUGAAGGUUUUACGACUUGAAGAUAAACAUUUGAAUGUCAAAUACGACGGGAAACUCAGGUGUCCUAAAGAAGAUCUUAUUCUCUCCAAAAACGCACUGGAAUUAUUCAAAACUUUCAGUGGGUCUAAGAUGCUAACAAUGCUACAUCUUGGAGCUAUUAUUCUUACAGAGCUGCCGUGCCAUAUCAACUUUCCACGUCUCACUAGCUUGCAAAUCAUGGUUGCGUCAAAAUCCCUACCACCCAGCUUUGAAGAGCUUCAGAACUUGGAGAGCCUGGAAUUAGACGGUUGUGGAGUGCUGGAAGAAGUGCCACGGUUGGGCAGGCUUUGCAACCUCCGGCAGCUUAAAAUUUCGGGCUGUCCUACAAUGGAACGCAUUCCUGACUCUGCUCUUCAAGAUGGUUUAGUAUCCUUCCCACGGCUUGAGCGCCUCAGCAUUUCAGACUGUCCAAAGCUGGCUCAGCUUCCCCACGUACAAUCCACGAGACCGCUUGUUGUCCACCUGGAUUCACCACUACCAGCUUUAAGACAAAUCGACGAGCAGUUAUUCAUUGAUUAUCUUAUUAUUGAUAACUGUGGGUUGAUCCAAGAGGUUUAUGUUGGAAAAAGCUUGCGCCGAGAUCUUUCUUUCUCCACGCGUGAGAGCAUAGACGACAUUCCAGUGAUAGGCAACCUUACACUGGGGGAACGGACAUCCAUCUUCAUCUUCAAUUUGAUUGAUUUCUCUACCUCGAUGAUGCUGCACAUUAUGGAGUGUGAGAAGCUGCUGCUACAAAAGCUUCCCAAAGCUCUUCCUAUGCUUCGUAAGCUCUCAUUGGACAAGGUGACAUCUUUGGUGGAGAUUAAUGACAUGUUCUUGCCAAGACUGGAACGACUGACGAUCUUACAUUGUGAGAUGCUGCACAGCAUUUCAGCUAGAUUGCCAUCACUCAAAGAGCUUGUGCUGCAGAACUUACCAUAUUUGUCAAGAAUUAAUAUGCAAUCUGAUCCAGAGGCAGUUUCAGAUCCGGACAAGCUGCACAGCGUUCCAGCUCUUCCUUCUACAGUCACGAGGAUUGAACUGGUGGCAUUACUAUCUUUGGUGGAGAUUGGUGCCAUUAUGCCGUCCAAAAAUCUCGAAAUGAUCAUAGUAUCGGAUUGUGAGAAGCUGCGCAGCCUCCCAGCUCAAUCUCUCAAUGCCACCACGGCAGAUCAUGCAAAAGGCUAUCGGCUUGUCUUAAAGAACUUGCCAUCUCUAGUCGAGAUUGGACAAGGUUACAGCAUGUCAAGGGUGAGUAUCUUGCACUGCGAGAAGUUGCACAGGGUUCCCUCCAUUUCUGGGAUGACGGAACUUCGACUAAAGAGUUUGCCAUUUCUGGUCGAUAUCGAGGAAAGCUGUGCGGUAAAAUUGUACAUUUCGGACUGUCAGCAGCUGCAAAGAGUUCCUCCCAUGCACGGACUUGAACGCCUUUCGCUGAAGAAUCUACCAUCCUUGAUCCAGAUUGACAGAGGUUCUCUAUCCACAAUCACACACUUGAAGAUCUCGGGCUGUGAAAAACUAGACGAAGCAGAACAGAUUGUGCAAGAGUGGGAAGAAAGUGACGACGAUGAUGGAUUUCAAGGUCUGACAAGGAAUAUUUGA